Molecule: messenger RNA, 965 nt
Organism: Cylicocyclus nassatus
Lineage: Eukaryota; Metazoa; Nematoda; Chromadorea; Rhabditida; Strongylidae
Source: the annotation of a GenBank genome assembly
AUGUCUACCUCUGUUCCAGCUGCGGUCUCUUCAUCCACUGAGCGGUUAUUACCAGGGCUCAGCGAAGCCCUCUACGCGCCAUUCAACGAACCACCAAUCGCUAUCACUGGUCAUUCGGUCGUCUACCGGACCUUCUCUCAGCUCUAUCGCGGUGUGAUUGCCGUCAAAAUAAUCAACAAAAAAGCCUUGCCACCGGCUAUUGCAGACAAGUUCUUACCCAGAGAGCUUGAUAUAACAAUCAAAGUGCGACAUCCCCAUCUGUCAAGAUGUCUUGCCGUGCUAGCGCCUUCUCCAUCAAAAAUUGUCCUUAUUUCGGAGUUUUAUCAAAAAGGGACGUUACUGGAGCUUAUUCUACGUGAGCAACGAAUAAAAGAAGCUCCUCAAGGUGUGCGUAUGUUCCGCCAGCUGGCGGAAGCUGUCCAUUAUUUACAUGAGAGAAAUAUUGUUCACAGAGAUAUCAAACUGGAAAAUAUUUUGAUUGAUGGCAAUGGAGAUGCUAAGCUAGCCGACUUUGGUUUCGCCAGAUUUAUUGCUCGGCGGGAACGGUCACGCUCGUUCUGUGGCACCAGACCAUAUUCUGCUCCGCAGAUAACUCUCUACAGACCUUAUGAUUCGUAUGCAGCGGAUUGGUAUGCUUUGGGCGUAGUACUGUAUACCAUGCUAGUUGGCAAAUGGCCAAAGGUGAAACAUCUGCGCAAACAACUUGAUAAUCUGCCGAAUACGCCGCAAGCAACAAUUUCAUUUCCGGAUUCCACACCUUCCGCGGCAUGCCGGAGGCUUAUCGCUUCUCUUUUGGAACCGGACGAAGAUAUAAGAGCUGGAUAUCACGACUGUGUAAACUCAGAGUGGAUGGCGCUGCAACCAGAUUGGAUAUUUGCAGAUCAAAAUUUUGUUUAUCAACGUAUUCAUUCUCACCGAUACACUUGUUAGUUAUUCUUGAAUGUUAAUAAAGAUUUUGUUUGAAC